Molecule: messenger RNA, 7464 nt
Organism: Paramecium pentaurelia
Lineage: Eukaryota; Ciliophora; Oligohymenophorea; Peniculida; Parameciidae
Source: the annotation of a GenBank genome assembly
AUGAAUAUCUAAAUGUACUUCGUAAUUCUUAUGAUUGCCUCAUCAAUUUAUAUGAGAUAAAUAAGUGAAUAUUGUGUUUGUAGACAUGUAGACAAUAAAGAUGAAUGUUAAAGAUCUUAGAUUUGUAUUUGGAAUGGAGAAAAAUGUGAUUUAAGAUCAGGUGAAACUUACAUAUACUAGGUUGACUAGGAAGAUGCAGAUUAGUGUUAUAAGUAUAUAUAGGAAGAUUGUAUAUAAAUGGAGAUGUGUGGAUUUUAUUUAGGAGAAUGUAUAGGUUUUACUGAGUGUGGUUUAUUUUAAAAAAAUUAAUGUUAGGAAUCUUCAUUAAAAUGUGUUUCAGAUGGAUAAAAAUGUAUUGAGAAGAGAGGAUGCAUGGAUUAUGACACAGAGGUAGGAUGCCAGAAUAAAAAUAUAAAUGGUAACUAUUGUUAUUGGGAUGUACAUGCUAUAUUUAAGUGCCAAGAUGUUAUGCAAUGUACUUAAUUGCCUCAGUAUCUAAUGAACGAUAAUGAUUGUAGAAAUGCUAUGUAUUAUUGUACAGUAAAUGAUCUAGGAUUGGGAUGUGAGGAGGGAAAAAAUAAAUGUGAAGAAUACAAAUUGGAAAAUUAAUGUUAUUUUACAUAUAAUAAAAAAAUUGAAUGUUUUUGGGAUGUUGAGUUAUAAAUGUGUUUUACAAAGAAUUGUGAAAAUAAACGAUUAAAAACUUAUGAAGAAUGCAAUUCUUAUAUGUCUUAAUGUACUACAAAUGGUAUUCAUUGUAUUGAGAAAAAAGAGUGUAAAAAUAUUGGAAAUGCAAUAGGAUGUGUUUUUGAUAUUAAUAAUAAAAAAUGUGUUUAUUUUAAUGGGUAAUGUCAAGUUAAGAGUUGUAUAACAGCACCUUAAUCAUAUAAUAAUUAUUAAUAAUGUUAAUCAUAUGAUUAAUUAUUAGAUUGUGUAAGUGCAUAAAAUGGAGGAUGUAAAGAUAGACCAUUAUAAUGUUAAGAUUAUUAUUAAGAAAUUGAUUGUUAUUCAGUAAGUACAUAAGAUUGUGUUUGGUUUGAGAAUAAAUGUGAUAAGAGAUAAUGUUUGCAUGCUCCAAAGAAUUUUGAUCAUUAUUAAUGUAAAUAAUAUGGAAAAUGUAUGGGAAUACUAUAGGGUGGUUGUGAAUUAAGACCUUAAACUUGUGAAGAGAUCAUUAAAUAAGAAUUUUGUGAUAUUACAUAUGAUGAAUCUAAUUGUAUAUGGGAGGAUAAUUAAUGUUAAUAAUUAAUAUGUUCUAAUUUAAAAUUACCAAAAUAUGAUAGUAAUUAGAAAUGUAAAUAAGCAAGCAAACUUUGUACAUUUAGCAUAGAGGUUGGUGGAUGUAUUGAUUUUAUCUGUAAAAGUGUUGUUGAUGUUUCUGCUUGUACUAUUGAUUCCCUUGAUUAAAUAUGUACUUUAAAUGAUGGAUGCAUUGCAAAGAGAUGUAAAUUAGCUCCUAGUUAUUAUGAUACAAAUGCUUAAUGUGAACUAUGGAUACCAACAUGUACUGUUAAUAUCUAUGAAUUUGAUGGUCUUAAACUCAAAUUUGGAUGUACUGAUAAACCAUUAGAAUGUUCAAUAGCAUAAUAAGAAUAAUGUUAUACAACUUAUUUUGGUGUUUAAUGUAAAUGGUAAUUAAAUAAAUGUUCAAAUUAAUAAUGCAUUGAUGCAGAUAAUACUCAUAUAACAAACGAAGAUUGUGCUAAUUUUAAAGUUGGAACAAUCUAAUGUAUUAUUAAUAGUACUAAUAAUGGAUGUAUUGAUUGGCCUAAUUCAUGUUCUUAAAUGCUUACAGAAACAUAAUGUAAUAUUGGUUUACAGAAUUCUAAUAUUUGUAUAUGGAGUUCCAAUUCAUGUCGUUAAGUCGAUUGUUUAGAUGCACCUUUAUAUAUUAAUAAUCUUCAAUGUAAUAAUUAUUUAAAUAAUUGCAUUGUAAAACCUUCAUUCUAAGGAUGUAUGAUUAGACCAUCCAAUUUAGUAUGUUCAUAAUCUCCAAAUACUAAAAUGUAUGAUACACAUUAAGAAUGUCAAGCUUGGAAUCCAAAUUGCACAGUCUCAGAUUAUCUUACCUCUGUAGGUUGUUAAUAGAAAUCAGCUUCAUGUUCAGAUUAUACUACUAAAAAUUAAUGUAAAAUAAUAUUAGAUAAUUCAUAUCCCAAUCCCAAUCCAUAAUCCUAUUGUUUUUGGGAUUAUAUAACAUCUACAUGUCAAAGUGCAUAUUAAAAUUCUUCAUAUCAAUGUAAUAGACAAUCCUUUGGUGAAUUAACUCAUAAAAAUUGUGAAGACUUUAUGAAAAUAUGCACAAUUAAUAAUAAUAUUACUAAAUUAUGUGUAUCUCUUUAGGAUGAUUGCAUUAACUAUACAAUACCAUAAGCAUGUGUAUUAAAUAAGUAUUAAUAGCCUUGUAUUUGGGAUAAAUCCUAAAGUAAGUGUCAAAAUGUAUUGUGUUCUGAAAAUACUGUCGCUUAAACUGAGGCAGAAUGUUUUAAAUAUCAAAGACAAUAUCUGUGUUAAUUAAUCUAUAAUAAAGAUGGUAUAGGUCAAAAAGGUUGUGAAGAGCGUCCUACAAACUGUUCUGAUAUAAAAUAUUAGAAGAUUUGUAAUAAAACAGUAACAAAACUCAAUUAGAAAUGUUAUUAUUAUAACAAUAAAUGCAAUAUAAUAAAUGAUGCAAGUUAAUGUUAAUUAAUUACUGAAGCUUCCAGUGACGAGGAAUGUCAAUAUUAUUUUUCAUUAUGCUUAUUAUAAUAGAGUGGUAAAGGUUGUUAUAGUGUAGAUGAAUGUAAGAAUCUAAAAAAUUUUAAUUGUAAUUCUGGUAUUCUAUUCAAAAAUAAUAAGUGUCUUUAUUAUGGUAAUGAAUGCAGAUAAAAUCUAUUUUGUAAUUAACUCUUUCCAUCUUAAAGUAGUUGUAAUGAUGUGAAAACAAGUCUUAAUAUAUUAUGUAGUUAUUAAUAUGUUGAAUUUGAACUUAAAUGUGUAGAUUAAGAGUGUGCUUUAAAUAAUAUUACAGGUAGUAUAGUAGAUAAGUAUUCAGCAUGUUAUAAUUAUUCCUCAAUAUGUGCAUAUGAUAUAACUACUGAUUCAACAACAAAAUCUUGUAUGCAGAUUAUUAAUUGUAAUGAUCUAACCUAAUAAGGAUUGAUCAAUUAUUUAUUAUGCAAUAAUUCAUUAACCAUAACUAAAUAAAAAUGUGGAUUCAAUUUUGUUAAUAAUUAAUGUGAGAAUAGAUAAUGUGAACAUUUAAAAUUUGCAAAUUUUGGACUUUUAAGUGAUGAAGAUUGUUAUAAUUGGAAUCAUGAUUGUAUUUUUGAUGGUACUAAUUGUAAACUCUUUAAUAAUAUAGAUUGUACUUAAAUAAAGUUAAAACAUUAAUGUAUAUAAUAUUCAUAAUGUAAAUUAAAUUAAAAUAAUUGUGUUAGCAAUAUAGAUUGUGAAAUUAAUACAACUGCAAUUACAAUGUAUGAAUGCUAAUUAAUUAAUAUAAUAUGUUAAUUAGAUUUUAUUAACAAUUAAGGUUGUAAAUAUGAGCAAUGUGAUUAUAUUACAAAUCCAUCUUAAUGUAAUUCUGCUCACACUAGUGAUGGAAUGGAUUGUUAUUGGAGCACUUCUUGUAUUCCUAAAUCAUGUACUGUAUUUACAAAUUCUUCUGAUUGUUAAGCUAAAUAUGGACUCUUAAUUGUUAAUUCAAAAAAUAUAAGUGUAAAGUGUUAUUGGUGUAGUGGAUCUUGUUCUUAUAAUAAUCCAUGUAAUGCUACAAUAGAUUUAGGACUUGUUAAACAUGAAGAUUGUUAUAAUUAAAAUAUUCUUAACACUAUUACAUAUUCUAAUGGUCCAAUAUGUAUUUAAAAACAAAGUAGUUGCUCAGCUUAUGCACUUCAGGCUUUUUGUGUAAAAACAAUAGAUGGUUAAAAAUGUGCUUGGAGCUCUGGAAGUUGUAAGGAUUAUUGUAUGUCUAUAUCAACUUCACCUUUAAGUCAUGAAGAUUGUCAUACAUUCGAUAAUAAUUGUAUGAAGAAUGGAACUACAUGUGUACUUCUUAAUUGUUCCUCUUUAAAUGUUACAGAUUGUUUAAUAUAUUCAAAUAUUUGUACUGAAAAUUCCUCAAAUUAGUGUGUUAAGAUUACUAAUUGUAAUGUACACAAUUCUACUAAUUGUAGUACAGGUAAAGAUUUUUAAGGAUAUCCUUGUGAAUAUGUUGGUGGAACUUGUUAAAAAUAAAGCAAUCUUGAAAAUUGUUCAUCAUUAACUAACCAGGAUGACCAUUAAUCAUGUGAAUCAUAUUUUUUAAGUGGAAUAUGUACUGUCAAAAGUAAAAACACUAAUUGCACAAAUUUACCAAUUAAUUGUAGUUAGGCAGCUAAAAAGUAAUGUGUAAUUGACUAGAAUAAAAAUAGAUGUUAUUGGAAAUAAACAAAUUAAUGUGUUUUGUUAGUAAAUUGUUUAGAUUUAGGAAAUGAAAAUGAUUCACAUUAUAAGUGUUAAUCUUAUUUGUCAUAAUGUACUGUAAAUCCAUAAUUGAAUGGUUGUAUUGAUUUAAUUGAUUGUAACUUAUAUACAAUUAAGGAAUAAUGUUAUAAAGAUAAUUAAAAAAGAGAUUGUGAAUGGAUUCAACUAUAGAAUAAAUGUGAAUUGAAAUCAUGUAGUACAGCAUAAUUAAUGUAAUAUUCAUCAGGAGCAUGUCAAUAAUAUUAUGGUUUAACAUGUUCAGUAAAUGCUGAUUUGACAUAAUGUGAAAUAGCAUAAGGUCAAUGUCUUGGUUAUAAUCAAUAAUAAUGUAAAAGUGAUGGACAACGUAAUUUUGAUGGUACUGAAUGUUUUUGGAAUGUUGAAAAAGAUGAAUGUGUAGAAAAGACAUGUGAGAAUGGUCCAAAAUUUGCUUUAUCUGAUAAGGAAUGUUAAGGAUAUAUGUAGAAUUGUUAAAAAGGAGGAUGUAGAUUAAAAGUUUGCACUGAUUAUUAUUAUGCUAUUGAUUAUGCUUGUGCUUCUAUAUUCCCAGACAAAAGUUGUACCACAAAUGGUUAUUAAUGUAUUAAAAGAAGUACUUGUGAAGCAGUAUUAAUUAAAGAUGGAUGUACAUUUAAUUAAUUUUAUAAUGAUUGUGAAUGGAUUGAAAAUACUUGUGUUAUAAAAACAUGUAAUACUGCUACAAUUAACUUAAUAACUCAUAAAGAAUGUCAAGAAUAUUUAUCAUAAUGUACUACUAAGAAAGGUGGAGGAUGUGUAGUAAUAAAUGAAUGUACAGAUUUCUAAAUUAAAGAUGCUUGUUAAAGUGAUAAGUAUAAUUAGGGAUGCAUUUGGGAUGAUUAAUUAGAAUUAUGUUUUACAGAUAUUUGUGAAGGAUUUUGUGGAGAUGGAAUCAUUACUAAUUCAUCUGAAGCCUGUGAUGAUGGUAAUUAUCUUCCAUAUGAUGGAUGUUAUAAAUGUUAAAUCUAAUGUUCAUUAGGUUGUUUAUAAUGUGAAGGUAAAUUAUGUAAUGUAUGUGAUUCAUAUGGAUGGAAAUUAGUUGAUGGUUAAUGUAAAUCAGUUUGUGGUGAUGGUAUUAUAUUAGGCAAAGAAUAUUGUGAUGAUGGUAAUCUUAUAGAAUUUGAUGGUUGUUAUAAUUGUGAGUAUUCAUGUGAUAGUCAUUGUUUAAAAUGUUUUUAAGGUACAUGUAUUUAAUGUCCUAUUGGAUUAUAUGAAAAUUAAUCAUAUUGUCUAAAUAAAUGUGGAGAUGGUGUAUUAGCUACAUAGUAUGAAUAAUGUGAAGAUGCUAAUACUGAUAAUAAUGAUGGUUGUAAUUCUAAUUGUUAAAUUGAAAAAUUUUGGAAGUGUUAUCUUGUAGAUUCCUUGAGUUUUUGUAUUUACAAUAUAAGUCCAUCCAUCAAAUUAACAACUCCUCUUAAUAGUUAUGGCUAAAAUUAAGAAGUCAUUCUCUCAUUCAGUGAAGAAGUCAAAUUAAAUUCAACUUCUAUCACUGAAGAAAUAUUUAUAUAACUUAUUCAUGUUUCCAUCUCUAAUCUCUAAGAUACUGAUUAUACUUAUGAAAUAGUUCCAAUCUUAAGUGUUGAUUAUACUUUGUAGCCUGUCUCAUACAAAAUUAAACUCAAUUUCUAUAAAUCUGUAAUAGGACCCAUAUUAAUAGUUAACAUAAAUUGUGAUCAACUCGUUAAUUAAUAUGAAAAUCAAUUGGCAUCUAAUUAAUAAACUAUCCUUUUAAAAGAUCCAUUUACACUAUCUUCAACUUAAAAGAUGGUAGCUGCUAAUGCUGCCUUAUUCAAUGAAUUUGUGAUCUAUUCAUUGAUUUCUAUUGCUUGUUUUGCUUUCAUAAGUGGAAAUCUAGAAAUUUUCUGGAAUCUCAUAGAUACCUUAUAACAAUUAUCUUAUAUGAAAUAUUUGAAUUUACAAUUUCCAUAAAAUUUAUCCAUUUACUUUGAAGUCUUUACUCUUGUUACUAUUUAACCAAUAACUGAUAAAAUUAAAUUGAGUGGAUUCUUUGAAGAAAUAUUUCAAUUCUCUUCUCCUUACAUACCUGCUUAUGGUAGAUUUGAAGUCUUUUCAAUCAAUUGUUAUUUUGGAAUAAAUCUAUAGUCAUUCGUAAUUAUACUAAUCUUAGGAUUCAUAAAUUACAUUAUCGCUUACUUAAUAUAAUUGUUACUUACCUCAUUUAAAUAUUAUAAUUGGCCCAUCAUAGUUGAUUAAAGAUACUUGGAAUAGACUACAAAAAUAAUCAAAGCUAUAUAUUUUGUUCAAAGAAUCUGUAAAUCAUAUUAUCAAUAUUUUUUAUAUUCUGGAAUAGUUAGAAUUUACCUAUCUAACUUUUAUGAUUUAAUGUUCUCUGCACUUCUACAAGUAGCUAAUUUCUAAUCGUAUGAUUCAAUAACUGAAAUUAGUUCAUUUCUUGCAUUAAGCAUACUCAUUUUGAAUUUUGCUUUUAUAUUCCAAAUGUAUUCCUAUUUGAGCACCAGAAAGACAUUGUCGAAAAGAUUUUCAAUUUUUUUUGAAGGACUUGAAAUCAAAGAGAAUUUAUGGAAUAAAUAAUUCAUAACAAUAGUCUUAAUUAAAAAGACUAUUUUCAUUGCUAAUUUAAUCCUAAUCUAAACAAUUCCUCCUGUUUAACCAAUCUUAACCUCUCUGAUUUCAGGAUUUUAUUCCAUCUAUGUAUAUAGGAUGAGACCAUUUGCAAACAAAUUUGAAAAUUAUAAAAUUAUUGUUACAGAAUGUUUAAUAGCAAUUAUUGCUAUUUUAUUUUCAGUUUCAGAAUCUCUGUUACUAUUCUCUUAUAUAGACUAUGUAUCCUUCUUAGGAUGGAUGGAAAUAGCAGGAUUUUCAGUUAUCCUUUUGAAUUCUUUAUUUAUAGAUUUCUAUUAGUAACUAGGAAAACCAACUAGAUAAAUAUAUGAAAUAAUAAAGAAAUGUGGUACUAAAACUACAUUAGAUAAUUCUAACUCAACUAUACUCAAAGAAGGAGUAAUUGAAUUUUUUUGA